Molecule: messenger RNA, 1470 nt
Organism: Cercospora beticola
Lineage: Eukaryota; Fungi; Ascomycota; Dothideomycetes; Mycosphaerellales; Mycosphaerellaceae
Gene: TSC13
Product: trans-2-enoyl-CoA reductase (NADPH) TSC13
Biological process (GO): very long-chain fatty acid biosynthetic process
Molecular function (GO): oxidoreductase activity, acting on the CH-CH group of donors
Source: RefSeq, a predicted model, not a curated record
ACUUCGCCCACUGACGACAUCUUCACCACUUGCCCAACAUGGCUUCCAAACCGGUGACGCUGCAGGUCAAGCCCAGAGGCAAGCGAAUUCCCAAGCUGCCCAAGGAAACGAGCAUCUACGUGCAGGGCAGCACGAGUGACUUGUAUCACCGCAUCGCGGCCGAAGCCAAGUUCGACAUCAAUCGUCUUCGCAUCACCAAGGAAGAUGGUACCUUUGUGCCCAAUGAGAAGGGCAAGACCGUCGACAGCUUUGGCCUGAAAGAUGGCAGUGUCGUGCAGGUCAAAGAUUUGGGCCUCCAAAUUGCAUGGCGCACCGUCUUCAUCAUCGAAUACCUCGGGCCCCUCCUCAUACAUCCCAUAUUCUACUUCCUCCGCCCUCAGAUCUACUCCAGCGCACCAUCCGAACCUUCGUCCCUUCAGACUCUCUCCGUAGCCCUCAUCUCCCUCCACUUCCUCAAACGCGAAAUCGAAACCUUCGUGGUGCACCGCUUCAGCAAUGCCACCAUGCCCGCCCUCAACAUCUUCAAAAACUCCGCCCACUACUGGAUCCUCGCUGGAGUCUUGAUCGCCUACUUCAUCUACUCUCCCACUCACCCCACAGCAGGAGAGCUAAAUCCUUUGAUCGACUAUCCGGCUCUUGCAGGAUACGUCAUUGGCGAGCUAGGCAAUCUCAACACGCAUCUUGUGCUCCGCAAUCUCCGAUCUCCAGGUGGUACAGAGCGGGGUGUCCCCAAAGGUCUGGGCUUUAAUUGGGUGACAUGUCCGAACUACAUGUUUGAGGCGCUGGCGUGGGCGAGUAUGUGCGUUAUCACAAGAUCGUGGACGACAGUCGUAUUCUCUGCUGUGGCCAUCGCAACAAUGGGCGCGUGGGCGAAGAAGAAGGAGAGGAGAUACAGGAAAGAAUUGGGAGCCAAGUACCAGAAGAAGAGGUUCGCCAUGAUUCCUGGGAUCAUCUGAAGAGAUAGGGUGCUGGAGGAGAUAUUGAGCGGAUCGUUUAUAUGUUCAAAAGUAAAUUUAAGCUACGCUAAAGAGUGUGUGGAGUAAGUGGAGGGCGAAGAUCGUGGGCAAACGGGACGAGAGUCCGGUUCCGGAAGGGUUCCAGCUGCUCGAGGAGCAACAGAAUAGUAAAAACGUCAAGAUCUUGAGGCGAUGCCACUCGAAAGCGAUGACCGAGACGCGCUCUACUCGCACGAGGAAAGAUCGUAAAAGUUCCAGCAGCACAAAUAAUGGCUCUGAGCUUAUGAGAUGCUUGGAGUCAUUACUCCAAGUAGUUACUGCUCUCGGUCCCAUUGCAAACACUACUCGUGGUCCGUUUGGACCUUUGUGAGCUCGGAAGCCGCCCUAGAAGCAGAGAUAUCAAACAAGGCCGUCAACAUCAUUACAGUCUACACAGAACACUGCUUACCCCUGGUACAUCCCCCUCACAGCGUAUACCUGAACCCCUCCAAGCCCUCAAUAAUUUCCUCUCCCC